AUGGCAGACUCGCAAAUAAUAGCCUCAAGAAUGUUGCGUUCUCAGCGCUAUAUGGUACUCUUGAUCUUCACGUUGUUCGUCACGUUUUUGAUAAUAACGUCUUCCUCAGCGCAUUCAUACAUCAAGGAAUCCAAGGUUGGCAAAUCAGUCAGCUCGUACGUUGACACAGCAAAGUCAUGGGCCAACUCAAAAUAUGCUGAUCUGAGUUUGGAAUCUGAGGAGCAAGAAGAGGCUUCUAAGCUUGCCGAGGCAGCAGCCGACGCUGAUGGAAAGGCUGAGGGGAGUGCUGGGGACGCAGAUUCGGUCACGAACUCUCCAUCACUACAACCAGAUACCACAAUUGCCCCUACUAACUAA
Messenger RNA from Candidozyma auris, 357 nucleotides. RefSeq lists its product as uncharacterized. Bases 1 to 357 code for a protein of 118 amino acids. NCBI's taxonomy places the organism in Eukaryota, Fungi, Ascomycota, Pichiomycetes, Serinales, Metschnikowiaceae. The record is from RefSeq and is a predicted model, not a curated record. The transcript has a single exon.